Messenger RNA from Canis lupus familiaris (dog), 2319 nucleotides. It is a transcript of the gene TYRP1, whose product is annotated as tyrosinase related protein 1. Gene Ontology annotation, molecular function: oxidoreductase activity. The record is from RefSeq and is marked validated. Lineage: Eukaryota; Metazoa; Chordata; Mammalia; Carnivora; Canidae. Gene Ontology annotation, cellular component: melanosome. The transcript is spliced from 7 exons. Gene Ontology annotation, biological process: melanocyte differentiation; melanosome organization. Bases 46 to 1659 code for a protein of 537 amino acids.
GGGCUGCAGAACAGAGAUUUGUUCUUCACUCUUGCUUAAAGCAGAAUGAAAGCUCAUAAACUCCUCUCUCUGGGAAGCAUCUUCUUGUUCCUGCUUUUUUUCCAUCAGACCUGGGCUCAAUUCCCAAGAGAGUGUGCCACUGUUGAGGCCUUGAGAAAUGGUGUGUGUUGCCCAGACCUGUCCCCAGUGUCUGGGCCUGGGACUGACCCCUGUGGCUUCUCAUCAGGGCGGGGGAGGUGUGAGGCAGUGAUAGCAGACUCCAGACCCCACAGCCACCAUUACCCCCAUGAUGGCAGAGAUGAUCGGGAGGUUUGGCCCACACGGUUCUUCAACAGGACCUGCCACUGCAAUGGCAAUUUCUCAGGACACAACUGUGGGACUUGCCGUCCAGGAUGGAGAGGAGCUGCCUGUGAUCAGAAGGUUCUCACAGUCAGGAGAAACCUCCUGGCCUUGAAUACAGAAGAGAAGAACCACUUUGUCCAGGCCUUGGAUAUGGCAAAGCGCACAAUUCACCCUCAGUUUGUCAUUGCAACCAGGAGAUCAGAAGAAAUAUUUGGGCCAGAUGGCAACACACCACAGUUUGAGAACAUUUCCAUUUAUAACUACUUUGUUUGGACACACUAUUACUCAGUCAAAAAGACUUUCCUUGGGCCAGGACAGGAAAGCUUUGGUGAGGUGGAUUUCUCUCAUGAAGGACCAGCUUUUCUCACAUGGCACAGAUACCACCUACUGCAGUUGGAGAGAGACAUGCAGGAAAUGUUGCAGGAUCCUUCAUUCUCCCUCCCCUACUGGAAUUUUGCAACUGGGAAGAAUGUCUGUGACAUUUGCACUGAUGACCUGAUGGGAUCAAGAAGCAACUUUGAUUCCACUCUUAUAAGCCUGAACUCUGUCUUUUCUCAAUGGCGAGUGGUCUGCGAAUCCUUGGAGGAUUAUGAUACCCUGGGAACCCUUUGCAAUAGUACUGAGGGUGGGCCAAUUAGGAGAAAUCCAGCUGGAAAUGUGGCUAGACCAAUGGUGCAACGUCUUCCUGAACCACAGGAUGUCGCUCAGUGCUUGGAAGUUGGUUUAUUUGACACACCUCCUUUUUACUCCAAUUCUACUAACAGUUUCCGAAACACAGUGGAAGGUUACAGUGAUCCCACAGGAAAGUAUGACCCUGCUAUUCGAAGCCUUCACAAUUUGGCUCAUCUAUUUCUGAAUGGAACAGGGGGACAAACCCAUUUAUCCCCAAAUGAUCCUAUUUUUGUUCUCCUACAUACUUUCACUGAUGCAGUUUUUGAUGAAUGGCUGAGGAGAUAUAAGGCUGAUGUAUCCACAUUUCCAUUGGAAAAUGCCCCUAUUGGGCAUAAUAGACAAUACAAUAUGGUACCAUUCUGGCCUCCAGUUACCAAUGUAGAAAUGUUUGUUACUGCUCCAGACAAUCUGGGAUAUACUUACGAAGUUCAAUGGCCAAGUCGGAAUCUUAGUAUUCCUGAGAUUGUUACCAUAGCGGUAGUUGCUGCUUUAGUACUGGUUGCAGUCAUUUUUGCGGGUGCUUCUUGCCUGAUUCGUGCCAGAAGCAACAUGGAUGAAGCGAAUCAACCUCUUCUCACUGAUCAGUAUCAACACUAUGCUGACGACUAUGAAAAAAUGCAGAAUCCUAAUCAAUCUAUGGUCUAAUAACAAAUGACCAAUUCUCUUAUGCAUUAGUAUCAUAAAACCACCUGGUUGAAAAAUAAUAGAUUAAAUUUCUUACUGUAUUUUCUUUCCUUCCAUUACUUUCUUCCUGAUGCAUGCACAUAUUAGAAUUAAAACUCUAAAUAUUAUUUUCUAUAGCUAGGGAGAGUCACAAUUGUUAAUUGGUUCUAUUUUUCAACUCUAUUUAAAAUGGUAGGUUGUACAUUAAUUAGAAUUUAAAUAAAAACUUGAAACAUUAAAAAAUAAAAUAAAAUGGUAGGUUGUAGGCACACAUCCUAACCCUGAUCUGUAACUCUGACCCUAAAUCCUAACCCUCUGGAGAGGUCCCUGAACUGCAAAAUACCGGGCACAUGCCCUAACUCCAACCCUGAAUCUAAGAAAGUAGCUUCCUGAACACAUGGUAAGAAAAGCUGAGAAGCAGCUUAGUUAUCUUAGAGAAGACCCCAAAUAUUUAAAAAUUGGCAGUUUUUCUGAAAAUGGUCAUGAAGGUAGAGAUUUUUUUAAAAAAUGGUAGUUUGCACUAACUCCAUGGUAUUUAAGCAGAGAGUGUGAAGAUUUUUGGCAUGUUUUAAAGGUCAACUAUAUGACAAUGUAAAUAAACUGUUGUGCUUUGUUUAUGUAUAAAUAAAAAAUCAUGAUAGU